GUUCAUCCUUUUUUGUUUGCCCACCCUCUAUUUUUUCACUUCCCUAACACUAUUCAUUUUUGCACUUAUUUUAUUAAACAAAUAAAAAACCCUCCAAGCAAAAAACUAAACCCUUUUUUUCGCUUCCAAAUUUGCACUUUUAUAUUUCCUACAUCUAUUCGUAUUUAUUUAUUUAUUUAUUUUCUUUCGCUAAUUUCAAUUCUAACAACUUUAUUCCUUUUUAAAAGUAAUGUCGCCUUCAAUUAAUUACCAGGCAAUGUAUUCAGAUCACAAUGAGCCUCCAACAGAGGAACUUUCCGGGUACGAGGACAACACAGCUGAGCAUUUGGGUUAUGCAGUGUCGGAGAUUGGCCGUGCUGUGUCCCAGGAUGAAACGGGGGUGGAUUUUGCAGACCAGUUUGAUGGGCCUUUAGAGCGGCUGGAGAUACGCCGGAUGAGCGAUACGCCCGCGGAGUCCCGUGUCGACCAGCAGGGCUGGUACCGAAAUGGACGGCGUGGAGAUGAUAGUGAAGAAGACGAUAUGUUUGGGCGUAGUUUUGAGGAUGACAGAGGAAUGGAGGAGAUGGAAUUUUCCACGCACUCUGGGGAAACUGGCGGUGGUACGCGUCAGACGAUGGGUCUGACGGCCGAGGAUAUUUCCGAGGACUCUUUUUUGAACCGCGCUAAUGGCGGUGGUGUCGGCAACUACAGCCAUACGCGCUCGCUGCACUCAGACACGCUCGACAGACACUCCACUAUGCGUAGCCACCCCGAUGGUCGCCAGCCUAAUGGUCCUAAUGUUAUAAGGGAUGGUCCCUCGGACAGUGAACACGACGGGAGCGAUGAGCGUGACGAGAGGCUGACCACAUUUAGCUCGCCUGAACAUACGCGAGAGGUUGGUGGGAUUGAAGAAAUAGGCGCUCAGUUGGCGCAAGUAAUGGGUCGGCUCAACCAGUCUUUCCCACAGCAGCAGCAGCAGCGGGAGGAGGAGGAGGUUGACUGGGAUGAGAAUGAGCGGGAGAUUCCAGAUACACCCGAUAUCAAUACCACAUUCACCACGGCACAGCUUUCAGUAACUUCAGCGACGAACAGCGAGGAAGAUGCGCUGAGUAUUGCGAAUAUAGGGCGAGACGAUAUGAUAAUUCAGCCUGGUGCAGCGCAUCAGUUGAGGAAUCCACUUCCUACCCCCGACAACUCAAGCGAAGGCCAAAUCAUUUCGACCAUUGCCGAGGUAUACUCAGUCGUCAGGGAGAUCCAGAAUGAGCAGGUGGACGAAAUGACAGAGGCUGUAGCGGCUUUGAGAGCGGAGAAUAUCAGGGUGGUUGAGGAGCUUAGGGUGGAAGCGGAUGAUGAUGCGACGUUGCGGUUGGAGCCUCCGCCUUUCCAGAAUAUCGACGCGCAUCGGUCGCUGGAUGAUCGGUUUGUUGUGCCGAGGGGGGAGUACUCGCUGAAUGGGUCGUUUGAUUCGCUUGACCAUCCUAAUAUGGGCAGUCAGGAGACCCUGGGCGCUCAGUCGCCCGAGUCCAUGCGGCAGGACUCGGAGUACUUUAGCCAGGGCAGGGCCGGUGGCGGUGGUGGCUCACACCAGCGUGGGCAUUUGUCGUCACCGACGCAGUUCAGCCCGUUCAGCAACUCGGGCCGUGGGCGGUUCGGGAAUAUGGUCAGUAGUUUGGGCUAUUCGUCGAGGCCAAGCACUCCCGGUGGGGGUGGCUCCGCGAGGGAUAGCGGGUUUGGGCCGGUGGAGGAUGCUGAUGAGAUGUUUGGCAACUACGCGACCAGCAGCAACCCUGAUUACGAGGAUAUUGCGAGGCAGCAUGAAAUGGAUUUCUCUGAUCUUAUGGGUGAAUCUGACCAUGACAACGAUGGAUUUGGUUCUGACCGGCCGCCGGAGUCGCUGUUUGCGUCGAGCUCAUCGAUUAUUGGCAAUGGACACAAUCAAUGGAUGCGGCCAGGACAUCGGGUCUCCCAGCAGCAGCAAAAUCAGUCAACGUUGGCUAGGAGGCGCAAUUUCUCCACGUGGGAUGGCAGGGAGGCCACGGUGGAGGCGAUGCGAGAGCAGGAGGAACGGUUCGCUAUGGAUAUGCGCAACCCCAUUGAACUGAUGGGUAAGGCCAACAGCCUGGGCAUGUCAGAUGCCGACUCGGAGGUCAGUGGCCUGAUCCCUGCCGAUCUUGGCCACUCAACUGAGAGUAGCCAUCGCAGUGCAAAAUCGCCGAUGGGCCGCGGGUGGAUCCGCUUCGCAGCGCCUGGGCCCGGCGACCGGAAUAUCGUCGCGUCCCUGGGCACCGCGCAGCCUACGCCUGUGACGGAUCAUCCACAGCAGCAACGCCAUGCGCAAAACAACCAGUAUGGCCAUUAUGGCCAUUAUGGACAGCGCGAGAACAAUGGCCAGGCUGAUGGCGCCGUACUGCUGCCACCACCGCCAACAACCCCAAGGACAGUCAUGAGCCGCGACCCAUACCAUGGGCCGUCCACACGUGUGCUGCAUGUGGUGCCGCCGUUUGAUGCCCAUGCACUGCAGACGCCGCCGUCAGGAAUUCCACAGGGCGAGAUGCAGAGGGCGCAGCCCCAGGGUCAGAUGGCGCUUCUGCGCAAUGCCAGGCCGGCGGGGCCGCGGUCCAUUGAUGAUAUGCGCCGCCCGCCGCCGCUGGCGAUUGCCUCGCGACAGUCGACGCCCGACCACCACCACUACCAGCAGCAGCAGCAGAGCCGGCAGCAGCAGCAGAACUAUCAGCAUCAGCAGGACCGCCAGCCGAGCCACCAGGCGAGCCACCAGGCGAGCCACCAGCAGGACUACCAGCAGCAGGACCAGCAGCAGCAGCAGCGCAAUGCUCGGGCAGCAGCCGAGUUUGCACAGGCCGCUCAAGUCAGCCCAGACUAUGACCAGAGCGACGAUGGUUCACUGGGACUCGGCUCACUGCUUCUAGGCGACAUGCAGCCAACCGAGUCAAUCCGUAUCAACCGCACGCCCCUCGCCACUGGGCAAUUCGCACCCGCGCAUGCACGGAUUCUGGGAGCGUCACGUGGAAUGGCGUCGCCUAUGCGCAGUGCAAACGCAGCUGGUGGCACGGGUUUUGUGUCGCGUGAUUGGACGUCGCAGUCGACGGUGACGUCGGCAGCGUAUGUGCCGUUUCAGGAACCGACGGUGGAUAUUGCGAGGCUGCCGAGGUAUAAGGAUGUAGCGCUGGGAAAGAUUGACAGUGUUUCGUCGAUGGAGAACUCGCCGAGAGCGCGGGUGGUUGCAGAUAGGCCGGGUUCGGAGUGGGGUGGCAGGUCGCAGGGUGAUUUGCGCGGGAUGCUGAGCUACGAGUCUGACGCUGUGCAUACUAUAAGGUAUGAGUCGCCGACGCCGUCCGUGGGGUCAAUGGAGGAAUUGGACAUGGGGCAUAUGGGCAUGAGCGGAUUUGGCAGGGGCCAGCAGCUACCACAGCAGCAGCAGGGGCAUCAAGGGCAGCAAUCUGCUGGGCGUGGGCAGCAGCAGCAGCCGCAGGUGGUGUCGGAGAAUGCCGAAGGGACACCGUCGUUGAAGGAGAUCUACGAUAUGGUCAAGGUUGUUCUUACGACUAUGAGCUCGCAGACGCAGAUAGAAACGCCACCCGGUGUUGGUGCCAAAGAGGGUGGUCGGCCGGCUGACACUGGUCGCUCGCAGCUUGGGCCGAUUGCUGUUGACCAUGACUCGCGGCGGAUGCGCACAAUGAGUACGUUGGAUCGCCAGCUGAACAACGUGUAUGCGGGAAUAAGCAUGGAGGCUGAAGAGAAGCAGCGCGAGCGCAAACGCGAGCAGCAGCAGCAGCAGGCAGCGGAUAUUAGCAACCGGUCGUAUCCAGAUUCCCGCCCAGCUGCACCAACGCCGCGUAGGCGCAAUAAUUUUUCGCGGUUUAUUGACGAUGAGUCAGGCAGUUUUGUCGGGUCAGAAGCUGCACCGGCACCACCAGCACUGGUGGCGGCGUCGGAUGCCGAGGCUAAUGCCACUGAUAGGUUUAUGCAGAGAUACCGCAGUGAGGUGGCACCUCAGCGCACACAGAGCACGCAGCAGUAUGUCGAGCGGUAUACUAGCGAUACUGCGGCCGGUAAUUAUAGCGUUAUGCGCGGGAUGUCGCCGCUUAUGCCGUCGGUGUCAUCGCUGCCGCAACCACUGUCUGCAUCGGUCACCCGUGAAAUCAGCGGCAGCAGCGGAGCUGAUGGUGGUGACAGUAGCGGUGGGUUGGCGCAGGGCUUGGCCAGAGUGCUGGAUGCCCUGGGUGAGGGGUCGAUAUCCAAGGAGGAUCUUUACAGGACCCUGGAGGAGAUGGUUUCGGCGGUCGUCAGUAAGAAUGGUAGUUUCGAAAGAGCUUCCGCACAACAAGCUUCUGAGACUCUGGAUCAGCCACAGCAGCAGCAACAGCCACAGCAGCAGCAGCCAAGGCGUGGGAUGGCGACCGAGACGGCUGUGCAGACGGAGGACGUUUCAGCUGAUAAUGCUGAUGCUGGGGAUGAUGGUCCCGUGGACAAGGCGUUUAUGCGCAGUGUUCUGGCAUCGAUGGAAUCUCAUUUUGAGCGUAUUGGCAAGCAACUGCUGGUCGCCAAAACGCAGAAUCAGUCGGAAGCUGCGCAGCCGGAACAGCCGGCGGACGUGGGGUCUGUGCCGGAAGAGUCCGAGCCGAGGGAGAGCAGAAGCCCGGCAUUGGCUGCUCGCCAGCGGAUAGUGGGGGCGCCUGUGUUCGAGACGCCGACAAGGAGAGGCCGGCUGGCGCAGGGGGUGCAUUGGCCCAGUAGCCAGGAGGAGCCUGAACUGAGAGAACGCCUGGCGUCGCCGCCGGCGCCGAGGGCUGUGUCGCCGCUGCGGGAGCGCUUCUCGAUGGGGGGACGCCGUGGCUAUCGCCAGCAGAUGUCGCCGUUGGCUGGGCGGGGCCGCCCCCAGCACCAACAGCAGCAAGCGAUGAGUGCGUUUGGAAGUCAUUUUGCCAAUACUGACCAUGCUGCUGAUGUUGAUGCAGCCAUGGAUGCUAUGGCCGACGAGUAUGACAAUGAGGAUGACGGCGAGCUAUCGGACACGAUGACGACGGUGCAGGACGACGCGCCUAUGCCGGUGCCCGGUUCUGUCGGCCCUGCCUUAGUUCAUGCGGCCAGCACGCCCGGCCACCGCAGCCAGCUGCCGCCGCUGUCCAUGACUGCGCAGAAACGCAGCGAGCGGAUUUCUGGCGAAUCCAUAACUUCGCAUCUAGGCAACAGCGACCAACUAGGGAGACGCCAGACCUUAGAUUCUCUUCGUCGACAACACCAGCAUGAGCAUGAGCAUGAGCAUGAGCAGCAGCAGCAGCAGCAGCAAAAGCAGCUGCAGCAGCAGC
Kickxella alabastrina is the source of this 5306-nucleotide messenger RNA. RefSeq lists its product as uncharacterized. The annotation marks the transcript as partial. Lineage: Eukaryota; Fungi; Kickxellomycota; Kickxellomycetes; Kickxellales; Kickxellaceae. The transcript has 3 exons. The record is from RefSeq and is a predicted model, not a curated record.